Messenger RNA from Saitoella complicata NRRL Y-17804, 768 nucleotides. RefSeq lists its product as uncharacterized. Gene Ontology annotation, molecular function: acetylpyruvate hydrolase activity. The coding region runs from base 67 to 768 and encodes 233 amino acids. Lineage: Eukaryota; Fungi; Ascomycota; Saitoellomycetes; Saitoellales; Saitoellaceae. The transcript is spliced from 2 exons. Gene Ontology annotation, cellular component: mitochondrion. The record is from RefSeq and is a predicted model, not a curated record.
CAGUGCUACACCACACUCAAUUGCGAAUACGUUGACCAGUUGAUCCAUACGAUCUCUACAAUCACAAUGUCCAGCUUUGCUCAAUUUGCCCGCAACUCUCGCAAGAUCGUUGGUAUCGGUCGCAACUACGCUGACCACAUCAAAGAACUCAACAAUGUCCGACCAACCGAGCCCUUCUUCUUCGUCAAACCCAUGUCAUCCCUCCUCUUCAAGAACCAAGGUCCUGUCCUACUCCCGCGCGGCGUAAAAGUCCACUACGAAGUCGAGCUCGCGAUCAUCAUGGGCAAGGAACUCAAGGACGUCAGGGAAUCCGAGACGGACCGGAUCUAUGAUGCCAUCGCGGGCUACGCCGUCGGUAUCGACAUGACCGCCCGUAACAUGCAAGAACAAAACAAAAAGAAGGGGCUCCCGUGGGCCGCCGCGAAGGGCUUCGACACGUUCCAGCCCAUCUCCGAUUUCAUUCCCAAAGAAAAGAUUCCUGAUCCACAUAACGCUGAGCUCUGGCUCACCGUCAACGACCAGCUCAAGCAGCAAGAUAACACGAAUCUCAUGCUUUUCCGGAUUCCUCGGUUGUUGGAGCAUAUCUCUGGUAUUAUGAAGCUCGAGCCUAACGAUAUUAUUUUGACGGGUACGCCUAAGGGUGUUGGACCGGUUGUACACGGUGAUGUGAUGAAAGCUGGCAUCAGGGUUGAUGGGAAGGAGAUUGCGGAGGGAUUAAUGGAGGUGAAGGUCGAGGACAGGCAGGGUGGAUACGAGUUUAAGCUCUGA